AUGCCACGACGGUCCUCUCGACCUGAUCCUGUGUCGCCUGAAGCGCCUGUGGCGCCAAAGCGACGCGCUUCAGCUAGGCUGUCCGCCGCCGAACCGGAGGUCAAACGGGUCAAGUCAAACGUCGACCUGACCCUCCGCCAGGCAAAGUCCACGACCAGCAAGAGCAAGUACUUCGAGCCGGAAGACUCCGAUGAGCCUGACUCGGAGUCCGAUGCCUCUGCGGGGGAUUCCUCUGGCUCAGUGUACGAGGAAGUAGAGGAAUCCCCCGCAGAGGAAGUGGAGCCGGAAGAACUCUUCGACACCGACGAGGACACGAAGAAACCCCACGCCAGGGGAAACCCACGACAGAGCACCAGCAGCGGGAGCGACCCUAUGAAGGGUAAGGAACUUUGGCGCGAGGGCGUCAGAGUGGGCCUGGAGCCUGGACAAGAAGUUAUCAUCGCAAAGCCCAAGGCCCGAGACGCGGGGAAAACCCCGUACCAGGAUGAGAUUCUGCACCCCAAUACCAGGCUGUUCUUGAUCGAUCUAGCUGAUAACAAUGACCGACAAUGGCUCAAAGCCCAUGAUCCGGAUUACAGAGCGGCAAAGAAGGACUUUGAGACAUUCGUCGAGUCCCUCACACCGAAGAUUGCAGAAGUAGACGCUACCGUCCCCGAGCUUCCUGUAAAGGACCUGGUAUUCCGCAUCCAUAGGGAUGUUCGCUUCAGCAAGAACCCACUUCCGUACAAGACGCAUUUCUCUGCUGCCUGGUCUCGAACUGGCAAGAAGGGUCCAUACGCAGCAUACUAUGUCCACUUCCAGCCAGGCUCUUGUUUUGUUGGCUGCGGGCUAUGGAACCCCGAGUCGGAGCCACUUGCACUGCUGCGAGAGGACCUCGAUGAGAACUCGGCUGGCUUAAAGGGAGUACUCCGGGCGCCGGAGAUGCGUCGCGAGUUUCUGAAGGGAGCGUCCGAUGAUGACGAUGCGGUUGUGGACGCUUUUACACAUCACAACAGGGAGUCUGCUCUCAAGACGAAGCCAAAGGGUUACGAGGCAGAUAACAAGAACAUCAAAUUGCUUCGACUACGCAGUUUCACUAUUGGAAAGCCCAUUGCAGAUGAUGAACUCACUGGAGAUGAUGCUCAAGAGAAGAUUACGGCUUUAGUGAGAAUCAUGGAGCCUUUCGUGACGUAUCUCAACAGUGUGGUGAUGCCCGAUCAGUGA
Molecule: messenger RNA, 1203 nt
Organism: Penicillium robsamsonii
Lineage: Eukaryota; Fungi; Ascomycota; Eurotiomycetes; Eurotiales; Aspergillaceae
Product: DUF2461 domain-containing protein
Exons: 8
Coding region: 1-1203 (400 amino acids)
Source: RefSeq, a predicted model, not a curated record